Paramecium octaurelia is the source of this 267-nucleotide messenger RNA. NCBI's taxonomy places the organism in Eukaryota, Ciliophora, Oligohymenophorea, Peniculida, Parameciidae. The record is from the annotation of a GenBank genome assembly.
AUGAAUCAAUAAUGUCCUCAUUGCCGAAGAAGACUUCCAAUUCCUUCUUCUAUUACCAAACCUAGAAGCUAAAAGAAAUAAAGUGUAACAUAAACACUCAAAAAUAUAUCCUUAUGUGACCUACUUGAAGAAUUCGCUAAAAUGCGAAAUGAAUAGCACUUCGACCUGAUGCAGUUCUUACAAGAAAAGAUCAAAAAUUCAGAAAUAACUGAUGACCACUACCCUGUUACUUAAAGAAAGAAGUGGGAUUUGCCCAAGAAGUAAUGA